CAUGAAGCCAACUAUGAAGUAUGAACUCACUAGCCGUCCCGACCACCAACCCCCAAAGCCCGCUGUAUUUGCUUUUCCCUUUCCACCCCUUUCGCGAAGAUAGACGUGGAGUGAAACGGUGCGUCCAAGUCGUCGUCUACUGAACCAUACACUACACGUUAAAACUACCCCCAACGGCCCAAUUCAGAAAAUACAGACAAACGAUAGACGGCCCAGAUCACUGUUCAAAUUGCCGGUGGGAAAAGAAAAUGGCGGAAAGUGCUGCUUCGGCGACGCCACCGACGGGAGGAGGAGGAAGAGGCGGACUGGACAAUGACAAGUCCAGCAGCAUCAGCGUGUCGGCGAUGCAGUUCUCGUACGACUCCAACCAGACGCCUCUUUUCUUCGAGUUCAAUCUCGACAUUGCUCCCGGAUCUCGCUGUUUACUCACCGGCGCCAAUGGAUCAGGGAAGUCGACUUUACUGCGGAUUCUGGCGGGGAAGCAUAUGGUAGGAGGGAAAGACGUCGUGAGAGUGCUGAACAGCUCGGCUUUUCAUGACACUCAGCUCGUUUGCAGCGGCGAUUUGGCCUAUUUGGGAGGUUCCUGGAGUAAAAAUGCGGGAUCGGCGGGAGAAAUACCACUGCAGGGAGAUUUCUCUGCGGAGCAUAUGAUAUUUGGAGUUGAGGGUGUUGAUCCAGACAGGAGAGAAAAGCUGAUUGAGCUUCUUGAUAUUGAUCUCCGAUGGCGUAUGCACAAGGUAUCUGAUGGGCAGCGGCGCCGGGUUCAGAUUUGUAUGGGGCUUCUAUACCCGUAUAAGGUUUUGUUAUUGGAUGAGGUGACAGUUGAUUUGGAUGUGGUUGCUCGGAUGGAUUUGCUGGAGUUUUUUAGGGAGGAAACUGAGCAGAGAGGAGCUACAUUAAUAUAUGCAACUCACAUCUUCGACGGUUUAGAGGCAUGGGCGACACACCUUGCUUACAUUCAAGAAGGCGAGCUUAAGAGGUACGCUAAGCUAGUGGAGAUGAAUGAGCUCAGUACAUCUGUGAACCUGCUCACAGUAGUUGAGAACUGGCUACGUUCCGAGACUAAGCAGGAGAAGAGGAAGAAGAAGGAAGUCAUAAAACCCUCUACUGCCCAAACCCAGAAGGCUUCCUCCCCUUCUCCUUUCAUGUCAUCUAGUAGACACAUGGCCUACUAUCGCUGAUUUUGAUGCCAGGGUUAAGAAUUUGAAGGGGAAGUGUUGGACCGCUGUAAAAAGGGAUCGUAUAUCUAUUCUUUUGGCCAAUUAUAGGCUCCCACUGCAUAAGCCUGAGAUAUGUAAUGCAAUGGAAGGAUUCCUCUUUUUAAUUUUUCCUUUUUUUUUCCCUUCUUAUUACAAUUUACAAGAAGACACUGUGAGAUGGGGGAUAGGAAGUUGAACCAACGAUCUACAGUUGUUCGAGCUUCUGAUUAGUUGUGAAAUUUCAAAUGUGUUUUUCAAUAAAAUGACUUACAAGUUACAAUACCAACUGCAUGAUGUGAAUUGUGAAGUGUUUCGACGGUUACAUAAAGCUCAAAGGAGUUGAAUAGCAAAUGGAGACAGCAAAAAGCUCGACCGAUGAUUAUGUUACCUAGAAACAACAAUAAAGUACUUAGAUUAAC
This is a messenger RNA of Linum trigynum, 1618 nucleotides long. The record is from the annotation of a GenBank genome assembly. NCBI's taxonomy places the organism in Eukaryota, Viridiplantae, Streptophyta, Magnoliopsida, Malpighiales, Linaceae.